Molecule: messenger RNA, 1595 nt
Organism: Haliotis rufescens (red abalone)
Lineage: Eukaryota; Metazoa; Mollusca; Gastropoda; Lepetellida; Haliotidae
Product: neuronal acetylcholine receptor subunit alpha-3-like
Exons: 7
Coding region: 74-1396 (440 amino acids)
Biological process (GO): nervous system process; regulation of membrane potential; monoatomic ion transmembrane transport
Cellular component (GO): neuron projection; membrane; synapse
Molecular function (GO): transmembrane signaling receptor activity; extracellular ligand-gated monoatomic ion channel activity; neurotransmitter receptor activity
Source: RefSeq, a predicted model, not a curated record
GGGGAACCCUGCAACGCGCAUGGAAGCUGAAGACACGGAGUGAUAUCAUGUGUAGGUAGGCACUUGACUAACCAUGGCACCAAGAGUAUUCUUCACUUUGGUCCUUUUAGAGGUGGUGUACUGUGCAUCUGUAGUGACGUCCCAACAGUCCUUCUCUCAGGAUGAGUACGACCUCCGGAUGGUCAAGCUCGGACCAGGCAGCAACUACAGCCACAUUGUGAGACCCUCCAGGCAGGUCAAAACACAGAUACGAUUUAACCUACUCACCAUUAACGACCUGAAUACCAGAGGACAAACCAUGACGACGACCGGAUGGCUUACAAUUAAAUGGACAGAUCCACGUCUUCAGUGGACACCGGCAUCCCAUGGGAAUGUGACGUACUUGUUCGACACAGAGAAAGUGAUCUGGCGACCGGAAUUAGUCAUUGAUAAUGCAGUUAAUGCAAUCGGUGUCAUUGAGGACGAUGACCUCCUGAUCCGCGUCAAGCACACUGGCGAGGUGACGUGGGAACCGCCAGGGCUGUUCUCUACGUCCUGCGACAUUGACGUCACCUACUACCCCUUCGACCGCCAGGCCUGCACAAUAGAGCUCACUAGUUGGAGCUACAACAUUGACGAAGUUAAUCUCACACAGCUGUCAGCUGAGGUCUUCUCGGGCGAUUUCAGCGAAAAUGGAGAAUGGGAUCUAACGUCUACGUCAGUGACUUCCAAGACCCUGGUAGAGAUCGAGGGGACGUUCUCCCAGCUGGAUUUUACCCUCAGUCUACAGCGGCGUGUGACCUACUACAUCCUGAGUAUCAUCCUCCCCAUCGCCCUCACCUCCAUCCUCAGCGUCAUCACCUUCAUCCUUCCUUUCGAGUCGGGGGAGAAGGUGAGCUACGCCCUCACCGUGCUGCUGUCGUACGCUGUGCUGAUGCUGUUAGUGUCAGACAACAUUCCGCCAACGUCCAUCACCGUCUCCGUCCUAGGUAUAUAUCUGGCACUGAUCUUGUUUGUUGGAGCGAGCACGACCGUCAUCACCGUGAUCAAUAUAUACCUAUUUCACAAACUGUCUAAAACACCCGUCUCGAAAUCUGCAAGAGCCUUUGUCUCCACCGUCCUCGUGAACAUGGCCGGCUGGAAAAGACAGGAUCAACGCGUGCAAAAAGCGAGCUCAUCUUCAAAAGUGAAAAUCGUUCCAUACGAGGACACUGAAAUGAAUCAGAAUCCGAGCAAGCGCCAGGCCGAGGAGCCGGACCCCGAAAUGUUCUCGAAGGAACCACCAUUCUAUUCAUGGCGUGAAAUAGCUCUCAUGUCUGACAUCAUGUGGUUCCGAGUGUAUGCAAUGUUCGUAAUGAUCGUCACGAUUGUGUUCAUGAUCUGCCUGCCUGUGGGAGGCCACCUGAACUAUGUCUGAAUUGAAGGACAUGGUGAAAGGUCUGCGUCUUCGCUUGUCCGACCACUUGUCUUAAAAACAGAAUAGCAUUAUUUGGCAAUUCAUAUUGAUUUUUAUGUUACCGUACCGUUAUUAUUAUUAUUAUUAUUAUUAUUAUUAUUAUUAUUAUUAUUAUUUUAGUAUGUAUACUUUGCAAACCUCUAUCGCUUUUGAAAUAAAA